Messenger RNA from Aspergillus chevalieri, 2064 nucleotides. RefSeq lists its product as uncharacterized. Bases 1 to 2064 code for a protein of 687 amino acids. Gene Ontology annotation, biological process: regulation of DNA-templated transcription; DNA-templated transcription. The transcript is spliced from 6 exons. NCBI's taxonomy places the organism in Eukaryota, Fungi, Ascomycota, Eurotiomycetes, Eurotiales, Aspergillaceae. The record is from RefSeq and is a predicted model, not a curated record. Gene Ontology annotation, molecular function: DNA binding; DNA-binding transcription factor activity, RNA polymerase II-specific; zinc ion binding.
AUGCCGAAAAGACAAAGUCUCGGCCGUGCAUCGGCAGCGUGUACUUUUUGCCGUCAGAAAAAGUUGAAGUGCGAUGCUGUGAAACCAACCUGUGGCAACUGCACAGCCAAAGGCAUCGACUGCCAGCAAGGCCCUGCUCAACAUAAGCCGAGACCGACAAAUGAAAGAAUCGCGCGAUUGGAGUCGGAGAAUGCAUUCCUUCGCCAGCGCCUCCAGACUGGAGAUACACCAGUCUCGGGAUAUGGGGCUCCUGCUCCUGGCCCGUCCGUGGAGCAAGCGUCCCCGCAGCCACCAUGCUCAGUUGACUCUCCAAUGCCUGGUCCUGAGGGGAGUAUCAGGAAACUGGCAAACAUAGGGACGCGCGGCUCUCAUAUUCCCGUAGAACCACCCACAGGUGAUCUUAGAAGUAAUGUCUCUCUAUACCACGGUCCAACGAGCACGGCAUAUUAUGAAACACCAAGUCCCCAGCAACGCAAUGGACAGAACAAUGACUUCUAUGCCACGAACGAGUGGUCUCAAAAUCUACUCUUUGCGCAAACUGCGAAGCAGAGGCAACUGGAGCCGCUGAAUCUCAUAGCUGGUCGCCUCGACUUUGAUGGAGUAGAUCCUAGCAUCGGAAUGGAACUGCUCUCCAUUUAUUGGAGCCGCCAAGUUUAUACCGCGCAAAUCAUCCAUCGCCCCGUUUUCAUGCGCGACAUGGCGUGCGGAGGUCCUUACUUCUCAAAAUUACUGCUCAAUUCUAUCUUUUUUGUUGUCUCCAAACAUUCUCUCAGGCCUGAAGUUCGCACGGAUCCAGAUGACAUAAACACGGCAGGAUUGAUAUAUCGAGAGCGAUUUGUGGAGCUCUUGCGCGAAAAGUUUGAUAAAAGCGAGAUCACUACUAUACAGGCUCUCCUAAUCAUGUCGAAUGCACUCUUUUCGAGAUGCGACGAGCGAAGUCUAUCGUGGUUAUACGCUGGGAACGCUUUCAAUAUGAUUAUUGAUCUUGGUCUGCAUGUGUUACCUUCGGCAAACAACACGUCUGCAGAGGAGCUAGAGAUUCGAAAGCGGGUUGUUUGGGGGGCAUAUUCGAUUGAUAAGAUCCAAUGCCUCCUCCAGGGCCGACCUUCACUCCUUCGAAAAAGAGAUUUUAACACGCCUUUAAAGUUCCUUGACGAGUAUGAUGAGCUCGAACAAUUUGACAGCAUAUCAUACACGACAAACCGUCAUCAAUUGGGCAUUCCAUCAUUGAAUGUGACUUUGCUAACGAAGCUGUGCGAAUUAUCCGUUAUAAUUGAGCACCUGAUGUGCGAGGUUUACUCUGAAUCCACUCCGAAUACUCAACUAAGUCAGAAGAUGAGCGUCUGCGAAAGGAUCAAAUCCGACCUGAGCCAAUGGAGAAAAACCCUUCCUCCCCAGAUGGACUAUAUUGCCUAUUCAGGGGAUCCUGGCUCUGUCUUACCCCAGGCCCACUGUCUUUUAGCCCUCUGUAACACCCUCGUUAUUCUCUCCGAGCGACCUUUCAUUACGGACAGUCACAGCAGCUCUAUAGUAGCCCAUGAAUCCAUCACAGCUAGCACAGCCGCUGCUAACCAGACCGUCCAAAUUUUGCGCGACUAUGCACAGCACUAUUCGAUCGGGAGCGCGCCAUACGUCCUAUCAUACGCGACUUAUGUGAGCGCGACCAUCCACGCCCGGAUCGUGGCGCACAAAGGAAAAGGCUCAGUCUCGUUUCAAUCCCUUAUCUUCUGUUUGAAGACCCUGGAAGAUCAAACAGAUAUUUAUACCGCGGCAGUAAAAGCAAGACAGAAUCUCGACAGGCUCAUGGAUCAUUUGGGUGUUAGUAUUGCUGUCAAUGGUUCAAUGAAUGGGAAUAUGGUCGGAGACUCGGCCCAGCUACAAACUGUUCAAUAUGAGUCCGUGUCUACGCCUGAUAAAACCCAGGCUGUUGGAACGACUUUCGCGGAGAAUGGCUUCUCGCAAACGAGCUGGGAGUUAUCUAACCUAGAUCUUGAUGCUAUUCUGCAGGGGUUUCUGCUUGACAGGGAUGGACAAUUUCCGAUGUAUCCGCUGGGCACGUUUUGA